Molecule: messenger RNA, 1400 nt
Organism: Lycium ferocissimum
Lineage: Eukaryota; Viridiplantae; Streptophyta; Magnoliopsida; Solanales; Solanaceae
Product: dirigent protein 25-like
Exons: 2
Coding region: 72-1079 (335 amino acids)
Source: RefSeq, a predicted model, not a curated record
AAGUAUAACAGAAACAAAAACCUCUACCCCUCUCUCUCUCUCUCUUUCACAUCCAUCAGUUUCUUCAACCAAUGACAAUUAAAAAUUCCAACUAUUUUCAACUCAAAGCCAUUAUCUCAUCCCUACUAAUUCUAGCUCUCACCAUAACAUUUGCUGCAGCAGGUCGAAUCCUUGACAAGGAAGUAGCCACCCCCACCGUAGCUCCAGAAAAUCCUCAUCCAACUGAUCAGGCACCAGUUUCCGGGGCAACUGCGAGUGGCGCAGCUGCUGCAGUUACAGCAGGUGCAGCACCUGCAGCUACGGCAGCUGGUGCUGCCGUAGCCGGUGGAGCUGGUGCUGCGGAAGCAGGUGGUGCUGGUGCUUCUGUAGCUGGUGGUGCUGGUGCUUAUGAUGAUCAUACAUUUUCCUUCUUCAUGCACGAUAUUCUCGGAGGAUCAAAUCCUUCAGCUAUAGCCGUUACAGGAAUUGUAACAAACCCCGCUGUGAGUGGUCAAGUCCCAUUCGCAAAACCAAACGGUGCAGUUUUAGCAGUUGACAACGGUGUCCCUACUAACAAUGCCAACAGUGGAAUUAUCAGCAACAACAACAUCCCUUUCCUUACUGGCCUAAGCGGCAUAACAUCUAAUCUUGUUAACCAAAACAGUAAUGGAAUAAUCGGUGGAGGCAACGGUUUACCAGCAAUUAAUUUACAGCAAUUAGGAUCAGGGAUUAGUUUCCAGAAGCUGAUGUUCGGUACGUUGACUGUAUUCGACGAUGAGUUGACCGAAGGACACGAGCUUAAUUCAGGUUUAAUUGGGAAAGCUCAAGGAUUUUACGUUGCUAGUUCGGAAGACGGGUUGAGCCAAACGAUGGCAUUUACUGUGAUGUUUAAGAGUGGAAGUUAUGCUGAUAGUUUGACUUUUUUCGGUGUUCAUAGAAUGGGAGUUUCGGAAUCACAUCUUGCUGUUAUGGCUGGUACUGGAAAGUAUGUUAAUGCUAAGGGAUUUGCUACUGUUAAGACUUUUCCGGCUACUAAUCAGGCUCAAGAGACAGAUGGUGUGGAGACUGUGUUGUAUAUUACUGUGUAUCUUGCUUAUUAGUGUGUUUAAGUGAUUGAUUUGUAAUUCUGGUGUGUUUUGCUCAGUGAUUGGAUGAAAAAUAUUGUAAUUUUGUCUCCUCGAAAAUUUAUUGUAAUUAUAAGUUUAAGCUCCAAUUUGAUAGGAAAUGGCUUCUACUUCUGUUAAAACUUAAAUCUGCUCAACCCAUGUCUUUUUUUUUUUUUUUUUUUUUUUUUUUUUUUAAAUUUUAAUAUUGUACUCUUUUACAUUUUUGUAAAUAAGAAAUUGACUCUCCGACUGUGGGGCAUGCGAUUGAUUUUUGAUUCCUUGGGCUAUUAUAAGUAUUCAAUUAAAAAGUCUUAG